Molecule: messenger RNA, 2022 nt
Organism: Pelobates fuscus (common spadefoot toad)
Lineage: Eukaryota; Metazoa; Chordata; Amphibia; Anura; Pelobatidae
Gene: RIC3
Product: RIC3 acetylcholine receptor chaperone
Exons: 6
Coding region: 57-1178 (373 amino acids)
Biological process (GO): protein localization to cell surface; synaptic transmission, cholinergic
Cellular component (GO): neuron projection; neuronal cell body; intracellular membrane-bounded organelle
Source: RefSeq, a predicted model, not a curated record
CAUCCCGGCUGCCAUUUCUCCUCCCACAACCAUUUCCAUUUUGUUUUAAAGGGAAAAUGGCUCUAUCCACCAUUCAGAAAGUGGCCUCAUUCUCCUGUCUGGUGCUGUGUGUUUCUCUGCUUCUGCCCAAAACCUUUUUAUCCCGAGGGAAGCAGCCGGGGCAGCCGGAGGGUAGUCACUUUCCUUCAGGUGUACAUCAUUCUAAACCGAAUGAUGGCCGGACUGCAGGAUCCUUUUUCCCAAGAUCUCAUUUAUCGGAAGCCGUGGCCAAAGCUAAGGGCGGUAAUGGAGCCGGAGGUAGCUCCAGGCAGAGUCUCGUUGGACAAAUUAUACCAAUAUACGGAUUUGGAAUUUUACUCUACAUUUUGUACAUUCUGUUUAAGCUUUCAUCCAAAGGAAAGAGCCCCAAAUUUGAGCCGAAAACUCAGCCAAUUGCUAAUGGCAACCUGAAAAGGAAAAUCACUGACUAUGAGCUUAGCCAACUGCAAGGUAAACUGAGGGAGACCGAAGAAGCGAUGCAAAAAAUGAUCUCUCGCCUUGGUCCCAACACGGAGAGAUCGCAUGACGUGAAUACGGAGGAAGAGCAGCAGUUGCUGCAGAGAUUGAAAGAGAUCACUCGAGUUAUGAAGGAAGGGAAGGUCUUGGAUGGAGUGUCCCCUGAACAGGAGGCAGAAGAAGGCCCUUACAUGGAGGACUGGCAAGGUACAGGUUACCCAGAAGAGACUUAUCCCAUUUAUGAACCUUCUGAAAACAGACGUAAACACGACACAAUUCUCAUAGACCGCUCCAUGCUCAGCCAGCCCUCAGCAGAAGAAAUAGCUGAACAAAUGGAAUUUGUAGAAGAUGUUGAUCACUUGUUGGCGGGAAGCAUAGACCAGGACAAGACCUUCAACCUUUCUGAAAGUUCUGAAGCCCUCCCGCACACUAUUUUCAGUCCUCAGAAUACCCUCCUCAAUGUUGAGACAUGCUACAUGGAAGAAGAUGAGGAAGAUGACCCAGCUGUGAUUGCAGAGAAUGCUGGAUUCCAUUCAGACAGCUGUAGUGAACAAGGAGAUGUUUGCACCAACGAACUCUUGGUGGAUUCUGAAGAUGAACGAGAGAUUCCAGAGGUAGGUGACAGCCCUGGCAAUGAUGAAGUAGGCACCUUAAGGAAAAGGAAGACAGGAAAUGAAUACUGAGGAAUCCUCAGCUUCCAGUCAUAAAUGCUUGCAAUGCCUAAUGGGCCCAGUAAUGCAUUUUCUGAAGCUGCCAGUGAAAGCAUAGUGUUACGUGAUGCGAUGGCCAGUUCCUCGUGCUUGCUUUGGCCGAUCGACCAUAAACAGUCCAACAGCGUUGGCCACAGAGGAAAACGUGCUUUGCCCAAAGGUGCCAGGAGUUGAUAUAUUUCAAAGCUGCUUCAUCGUCCGUGUUACUGCGUCUGUGAAGAUCACUCGUUGUACGUACAAGCUUGCUACUUCCUGACAUUCUAAAACUGGGGCAAUCAGCAAGAACAUUCUAUCGGAUUCCAUGGUGACUGCCCUGGUCAUUUAUAGAUCUUUAUUGCAGAGUGUUAAUUUAUUUCUGUAUUUAUUUAUUUUGUAAUAUGUACACCCCUGUCCUGUGUAUAUAUAAAGUGCCAGUCUGGAUGAUGGGAUAAUAUAAUUCGUGAACACAGUAUAACACUAUUUAUCAAACACUAAUCCUGUCCAGAGUGCUUUUCUUGCACUAAUUAAAUAUUAGUUUAAGCUUAUCUUGAACACCUUGUUUAUUUUUAUACAAAAUAUUGUAUAACAUAUAUAAUGCUCUGAAUUCACACUACAUCUAUCACUAUAAAAAUGAUAGGAUAAUUGUGAAAAAAUAGUUUUUGUUUUGUUGGUUUAUUCUAAGGUAUUGUAAUAUAGAUAAUCUAUAUGGUACCUCGAUAGCACUUUAUGUCCACUAACACAUACCUUAUAAAACAUACUCACCUGAAAUGGCAACGGGUAUUAAAGUUAAAAUGUUAUCACUUGUUUUUUUGUUUUUUUUUUCCUGUAAAUAAAAGAU